AAAAUGCAAAGUGUACGUCAUCUCUGAGCGCCUCUUCAAGACCGUCAGCAUGGGCUUAGUCAUGUCCAGGACGUUCGAUCAGAAGACGGAGCUGAAUCGAGCCAUAAAGCGGCUGAAGGAAUUUGGGAUAAUCGAAUUCUUAAGGGCGAAUGACUUGUUCAACGCCACCGAGUGUCUGAAGCCCCUGUCGUCCAGCAUGGCCUCGGGGGACCUCAGGGCGCUGGACAUCGUCGACUUCCUCGGCGUCUGUGCCAUCUAUGCCUCAGGAAUCACUUUGGCCGCCGUAGUGUUCGUCCUGGAGCUCGUGCUUGGCAGAAGGAAGGAAGGGCACGGCAGGGAAGGAGGGAAGGACACGAAGGACGCGAAGGACACGGAGGACGCGAGGAGGACCGCAGUGAAAGACAAAGAAGGCGAACCGAGAGAAUGAGCCAUUGGUGACUGUCGGUGGAUUUUGCGACUCCCAUCUGACCCUCGCAAAUGCUUUGACAUGCACAGAUAGAGAUGAAAAUAGAAAUUGGGCCCUUCAAUGUUAGAAAUGAAACUCGGGAAGAACCAAUAAUGAAUACACUGGAAAACACAACGCAGCAAAACAGUAGUUCCUCAACUUGAAUGAGCCCCAUUUAGGCUUGAAAAAUCCUUCACGUACACGACCCCUUAUCUACGUAUGUACAAUAUAUUCGUACAUACACA
Molecule: messenger RNA, 690 nt
Organism: Penaeus chinensis
Lineage: Eukaryota; Metazoa; Arthropoda; Malacostraca; Decapoda; Penaeidae
Exons: 3
Coding region: 50-427 (125 amino acids)
Source: RefSeq, a predicted model, not a curated record